Yamadazyma tenuis ATCC 10573 is the source of this 3975-nucleotide messenger RNA. It is a transcript of the gene CHS2, whose product is annotated as chitin synthase I. The record is from RefSeq and is a predicted model, not a curated record. Gene Ontology annotation, molecular function: chitin synthase activity. Lineage: Eukaryota; Fungi; Ascomycota; Pichiomycetes; Serinales; Debaryomycetaceae. Gene Ontology annotation, cellular component: cell periphery; cell septum.
GGUUGCGGCCAUAUCUAGCAGAAAGCACCGUUUCCCGUCCGAUCAACUGUAGUUAAGCUGCUAAGAGCGAGACCGAGUAGUGUAGUGGGAGACCAUACGCGAAACUCUCGUGCUGCAAUCUUUUUUUUUGGUAGAGAUUGCGAGAGGGUGGCUAAGGUUUUGGUGAAGGUUUUAGGGAAGGAGACCUGUUGGAGCAAUUGCUUCCCUGAAUCAAAGACAGGCCUGUUUAAACAGAUAGAUACUUCAUAGUCCGCGGUAGAAUGUUGAAAUAACUACAAUAACCACAAUUACGGCAACAAGUGUUUUGGCUAGUAAUUGUGUUCAGAGAAUCGACCGCCAAGUGACAUAGCCGAGGUGUUUUGGGUCAUUUCCACCGAAUCCUCCAGACAAGAUUUUGAUUAAGGGGUCAGGAAUAUUCUGAAACAUGACUGUUUCCCCUAUACCAUCGGGCUGUGGAUGCGAAUACUGUGUGAAAUCUAAAAUUAGAAUCGCUGCUGAAAAUAUCUCUGAUAAAUUGAAAACCAAGGGCAUGAGAGAUUUUAGAAAGUCGCCAAGACCCAGAUGUAUAGCACCGGGCUUAGAGUGGAGACAGCUCAGAAUUUCCUACGUUUAUAAGUACUCUCACAUCUUCCACUUCUUUAUCUCGUCAUUGAAUCGUUUAUCUAAUACGCAACUGAAACAAUUUGACACACUGUGAAGUCCCCACACCUGAUCCAAGCCAACUUUAAAAGAACGUGACAUACCUUUAGCAUUUAAUUCACGAACUAGAGAUCAGUAUUUCAAAUACCUGCCUGUUCAACUUUUAGUUAAGCCAUUUGCUAAGCCAUUUGUUCAGUUAUUUGUUCAGUUAUUUGUUCAGCCAUUUGUUUACCUUUAGGUGCGACUCGUGCAAAAAAAAAUCUUGAUCUCGUCUAUUAAUAUUGGCAUCUACUUAAUUCGAAUUCUUCACCCAUUUCUAACCUGGUUUCUUCCAUGAGUGGUCACAACUACAAUUACAACCAGCAGUAUGGGCAUCAUACUGGGUCUGGCUACGCGGGACCCCAGCAGUCAGGUACCUAUAACUACAAUCACCAAAGAAUCCCUAGUGAUCAUUCUAUCAACUUCACACAACCUCCACCCGUUUAUAAUCAGUCGUACACGCAAGCAGGUAAUGACACAUACGAAGACUUGACGAGUUUUUACAGAGACGAGAACAAUGAUACGUAUGACAGACCGUCUCAGAUAUUCAACACGUCUUCCACCCAUUUAAACCCCAAUCAGCCGUACACAAAUAACCCGUUUAAUGGAGGUUCAUCGAGUUUUGAAGACUUGCACAAUGCUCCUGAACCGUUGACUUCUCACGACAACUAUGAAAUGAAUCAAUUUCACGGAGAUAGUUAUACCCAACACAAUAACUUCAACCAGGCAUUUGUUCCUCAUGUAUAUGAUGAUGAUGACGAGGAAGAACGAGAAUUCGACAAAAAUAUCGAGUAUAACGAGUUUGUUGGAGACCAUUACGACUUGAAUGCAGUACAUGCUCCUGUGUAUGAUGACGAUGAUUCUCCUUUUGCUGAUGAAGCUGAGGAAUUUGAAAAGCCUCCUGAAGAGGAAGCAGUGAGAUCCAAACCUCAUAUAGGGAUUGCAUCGGGUUUGAACGGGCACUUGGUAUUGGAUUGUCCAGUGGCUACCGAAUUAUUGAGAAAGUUUCCUGAUUAUAAGGGUGACCUCAAAGAUGGCGGUUUAUCGAGAGAGUUCGCUUAUAUGAGAUACACAGCUGUAACCUGUGGUCCUUCUAACUUCUACAAGGACGGGUAUAUUCUAAGACCAGUACACUAUCCUCAGCCAAGAGAGACCGAAUUGAUGGUAGUGAUCACUAUGUAUAACGAAGAUGACCUUUUGUUGGCCAGAACUUUGAAGGGUGUGUUCAAGAACAUUAAACACUUGGAAUCUAGAAACAGAUCUUCAGUUUGGGGUAAAGAUUCUUGGAAAAAAGUGGUUGUUUGCAUAGUUUCGGAUGGACGGUCCAAGAUCAAUGAACGUGCACAAGCGUUGUUGGCAGCUUUGGGUGUUUAUCAGGAUGGUUUGGCCAAAUCGCAGGUUGAUGACAAAAAGGUCAAAGCUCAUAUGUAUGAAUACACCACCAGAGUGGGGAUUUCCAGCGUGGAUGAUACGGUUAAGUUGACUACCGAAAAGAUUGUUCCCGUUCAAUUGUUGUUCUGCUUGAAAGAAGAAAAUACGAAGAAGAUUAAUUCCCAUAGAUGGUGCUUCCAAGCCAUUAGUCAAAUCUUGGACCCUAAAAUUAUUGUGUUGUUGGACGCCGGUACUCAGCCAACUGGUAAGUCAUUAUACCAUUUAUGGAAGGAGUUCGAUAAGGAUCCACAAGUGGCUGGUACAUGUGGAGAAAUCAAAGCCUCCUUAAAGAAGAGAGAAAUCAUCACCAAUCCAAUUACGUAUGGCCAAAAUUUCGAGUACAAGAUCUCCAAUAUAUUGGAUAAACCUACCGAAUCUGUAUUCGGGUUCAUUUCAGUGUUGCCAGGUGCUUUUUCUGCUUAUAGAUAUGUGGCUCUAUUGAACGAUAUCAAUGGCAAAGGUCCGUUGGAGAAGUAUUUCAAGGGUGAAUUUUUGCACAGUAGUGGAGAGUUGGAUCCCAAUGAUGAUGAAUAUGUCUUGAAAUCCCAACAGCUAAAAGAAGAAGCAGGUAUCUUUACCUCCAACAUGUAUCUUGCUGAAGACAGAAUCUUAUGUUAUGAGUUGGUAGCUAAGAAGAAUUGUUCUUGGUUAUUGAGAUACUGUAAAAGUGCUAGUGCUGAAACAGAUGUUCCUGACAGGUUAGCUGAGUUUAUCUUGCAAAGAAGGAGAUGGUUAAAUGGUUCUUUCUUUGCAGCCAUAUAUUCGUUGGCUCAUUUCCCCAAGAUUUGGGGUUCUUCCCAUAGUAUUGGUAGAAAGAUAUUUUUGCAUAUCCAAUUUGUCUACCAGUUUUUGAAUUUGAUUGUAUCUUGGUUUUCUAUUGGUACUUACUUUUUGGUGUUCAGAAUCUUAACUACAGGGUUAUCCGACUCUAGUUUGGGAUUUGCUCCUGGUAACAUUUUAUCGGUUAUUUUCCUAUGGUUGUAUCUUGCUUCAUUGGUUACGACUUUUGUUUUGAGUUUUGGUAAUAAACCUAAGGGAACAGAAAAGUUCUAUAUUGUGAUUGUGAUUUUCUUUGCCAUAUUGAUGGCGUAUAUGAUUUUUGCAGCCAUUUUUAUGGCGGUGAACUCGGUGCAGCAGAUUUAUAAUGAUAACGAGAAGAUUACGGUGAAGCUAUUUUUCCUGAAUUCAGAAUUCAGAGACUUGGUGGUAGCAACUUGUUCUACUUAUGCAUUGUACUUCUUGGCAUCGUUCUUAUAUUUUGAACCAUGGCACAUGUUCACGUCCUUCGUGCAAUAUAUCUUGUUGUCUCCUUCAUACAUCAACGUGUUGAACAUUUACGCCUUCUGUAACAUUGAUGAUAUUUCCUGGGGUACCAAGGGAGACGUUGGAGCCAAGGAUUUGGGGGUGGCGAAGGUCAGAGAUGAUGGUACCUUUGAUGUCAACAUUCCAAUUUUGAAGGAAGAGAUCAACCAAUCUUAUUUGAACCAAUUGGAGAAGAUUAAGAAGCCAGUUGAAGAUGACGGAAGUGGAUAUGCUUCUAAUAACGACGAUUAUUAUGCGUUCAUCAGAUCCAUGACGGUCUUGGUCUGGAUGAUCUCUAAUUUUGUGAUUGUGGCAUUGGUCUUAAAAACCGGUGGAUUAUCCCAGUUUGGCGGCACUAGUCAAGAAAAGAGAGAGACUAUAUUUUUGACGGUAAUCUUAUGGAUGGUAGCAUUCAUGGCACUUUUCCGGUUCAUUGGAUGCGUUUUGUACUUGAUCCAAAGAUUCUUAAGAAGUUUCAAGCUGUCGACAUCCUACCAAAGGCAACAAAAGGGCUUACUUUAGUUUCUACUAAGUAUGUAAAGAAUUCACAUUAUAUGUCAUUAG